CAUGUGCUGGCAGAUAUCCUCUUUCUUUCAAAGUUACUCUAUCACAAAGCACACAACCCAACAACAGAUUUCAGAUUCCCUUAUUACGUUCACUGCCGAGUUCACUUCAGAUGUAGGAGUCGUUCAGGAUGGCCACACACCUCAGUUUAUGCUUCCAGAUUGCUGUCAUGUUUUUCGGUUGGAGAGUGUGUCGUACUGACAUUUCCUGUAGAAAUGAAGCUGGUGAGCCUGUUGAUUGGUUUAUCAUCUACAAGCUGCCCAGGUAUAAGAUUGGCGAGGUCGGCAGUGGGGUGGACUACAUGUACCUGGACUCCUCGGAAGAGAACUGGCAGAUGAGUAAAUUCAUGGUUAACAUCAGUCAAGGAGCUAUAGGGAACACACUGAACCAGCUUUACAUGGGAAAGGCCUACAAAUCUAACAGCUCAGUCUACGCACUCUACAAUGAUGCUCCGCCAGUCCUGGAUUACAUCCAAGGAUAUGGACACACUAAAGGGGUACUGCUCUUUGACCACUCUCAAGGUUUCUGGCUCUCGCACAGCAUUCCCCAUUUCCCCUCGUUCCCUGAGAGCGGCUACCUUUACCCCUCCUCUGGCAAAGUCAAUGGCCAGACCGCUCUGUGCGUGACCUACCAGUAUGAACAGUUUCUCCAUAUAGCAAAGCAGGUGGUGUACCUUUACCCGCGUUUCUAUAACUGCUCUGUACCUGCUGCAUUCUCGGAUGACCUGCCACAGUUGGCCCAGUUGUGUGAGGGCUCCAAACCGCCGCUGGCAUCAGAUAAGAGAGUGGAGCAGCUUUUCUCAAUCCGAGGGGAAAAGUUUGUCAGUUUUGUCAAAUCUGAACGCUUUGUGGAUGAUAUCUACACGGGCUGGGUGGCUCAGGUCCUGGAUGCCGACCUGCUGGUGGAGACCUGGCGGAGGCAAGGUCACGAGCUGCCCUCCAACUGCUCCCUGCCCAAACACGCCCUGAACGUCAAGAGGAUUCAGCUUCCUGGAUCAGUCCUGUUCCAGUCCCACUACGACCACUCCAAGUGGUGUGUGUCACAGGCUUAUGAGGACCAGGUGACCUGCCUGGGGGACCUGAACAGGGAGAGGGCCCAACUGUGGCGUGGCGGGGGGCUGAUCUGCACCUUCAACCCCUUGAUUUACAAGGCUUUCAGACAGGUGGUGGACUGGUACAUUGGCUGUUGAACGAGAGAAAAAGACAGGAUGAUUGGGAUUGUAUCAGUCACAGACUUAGUUCUUUAAAAAAAUGUUUAAUUUGUGUGACUAGAUGUGGAAG
This is a messenger RNA of Xiphias gladius (swordfish), 1278 nucleotides long. It is a transcript of the gene dnase2b, whose product is annotated as deoxyribonuclease II beta. The transcript is spliced from 6 exons. The coding region runs from base 129 to 1187 and encodes 352 amino acids. Gene Ontology annotation, biological process: apoptotic DNA fragmentation. The record is from RefSeq and is a predicted model, not a curated record. Lineage: Eukaryota; Metazoa; Chordata; Actinopteri; Istiophoriformes; Xiphiidae. Gene Ontology annotation, molecular function: deoxyribonuclease II activity.